Molecule: messenger RNA, 1694 nt
Organism: Eleginops maclovinus (Patagonian blennie)
Lineage: Eukaryota; Metazoa; Chordata; Actinopteri; Perciformes; Eleginopidae
Exons: 4
Coding region: 41-748 (235 amino acids)
Biological process (GO): adaptive immune response
Cellular component (GO): membrane
Molecular function (GO): signaling receptor activity
Source: RefSeq, a predicted model, not a curated record
AAGGAAGUGUGUUUGCCUUGCUGUCUAUGUUUGGGGCUAAAUGUCACAGACAAAGACAGGAUGCAGUCAGUGCUGCGAGAUGAGGAUCCUCAGUUGUUUCGCACUGUUGCUCUUUCUUUCUGCCAGUGCAGACAACAAUGGAGUGUGGCGAGAGUCUGGCGAGAAUGUCACAUUGAGGUGUUACAUUGCAGGAUGUACCGAAAUUAACAGCAAUACCGAGUAUGAUGGGAUGUAUUUGUAUCUGAAACAAAAUCACAAGGAGCGGAAAGAGGUGCUCUACUAUCACCCUUAUCCAAAAAGAACUGACAAAAUCACCCCAAGAGACAGAUACUUGGGCAGGAUUCAGACAACUGGAUCUCUAAAUGAUCACACCGUCACCAUCAGCCGGCUGACCACGGAUGACUCAGGUUUCUACAGCUGUGUCUACACAAAGUUUAACCAUAACGAAUCCAAAUGCAUUGUCCAUACACUUUUUAUAAAAGGAGUGGCUCCAUGUUCCACAACAACAGUAAUGCUUGUGGCGUCUCCAAACAAGAAAGGUCCUCUAGUGUUAAUCAUUGGCGCAGCCUGCACCAUCUGCACGACAGUCACCAUAAUCUUCACCCUGCUGAUCGUCUGGGCGUGCAGCAGGAGAAGAAGAACAAGUGUCUUGCAGGUCUCAAAUGAAUAUGUGUAUGAAACGAUGACAACAACAGGCCGCCGCCCUGCACAGGAGCAGUCCUCUGGAAGGCUGCAUGAAUACAAUUAGCCUUGCUUUGCAUCAAAUAUUAUUGCAUUUGUGGCCAUCUUUCACUUGAGCAUUGGUUUACUUUCUGUACUACCGUUAAAAUUAUGAAAAAAAAUGUUUAAAAAAUGCUUAACUGCUAAACACUGGGUUAUUAAAUCUCUAGAAAGUGUUUAAUAAGUGUGAAAGUAUCUCUGAAAGCAAUUAGUAUUGUUUAUUAUUUUUUUGACUUUAAAAUCUGUUUGUAGAGGCCCUUUUUUGACAACACUUAACUACAAUAAGUUAAAAAACAAAUCAUAUUUUACUGGCCUCAUUUAAAACAAAUAUGCAAUUAUUUAAAUUAACCUACAUUAACAUUGAUAUGAAAUAUAGAACAAACACGGUCUUACUGAAAUUAUUUUGCCUGGCUUUUUAAGAGUUUUGCUCUAAACUAAUUACGAAUACAUGUAGGCAACAAACAAAACUGAGGGCUGAAACUAUUUGAUGAACAGGUGAUAUAGAUGCAAAGGAAGUUUGCUAAAGAUAAGUAUGAAUGAUCUUAAAACAUGUUAUAUGAUUGGUUAUUCUGUGGCUACCCAGCACAUUCUGUUUACGAAAAGGAAAAAGAUCUGGGCCAGAGAUCUUCGCGUGGUAAAGCUGAAAAAGUACAUGUGAUAACAAAUGACCUACUUACCAAAGUGAUUGUGAGAGGGGUGGUACUAGUGGGUCACAUUUACUGAUAGCGUACCAUACAGUAUGUGUGUUGGUUAUGAUGACUGAAAGUAUGUUUUUUUCUUGUAUGAAUCAAAUGUACACAAAAUGAAACCUGCUCUUCGUUAUUCAACAUUUGUUCUGUAAAAUAAAACGUCAUGCUGUUUUUUAUAAUGAUGUUGAUAAACUAUGUCAGUUGUUGCCUUGACAUCAACCUGUGCAUCUGAAAACAAAUGUAAAAUAUGCAAUAAAAGCACUGAACUGAAGAACUAAACUUUAA